CUGACACACACACACACACACACACACACACACACACACACACACACACACACACACACACACACACACACACACACACACACACACACACACACACACACACACACACACACACACACACACACACACACACACACCCAUGACACUUAUACAGACAACAUGCUACGGAUGAAGACUGAGCCUGAGUAUGAAGAAAAAACGAGAAUUAUGUUUAUUGCCUGUUUUAGUUGUGGCCUGUCUAGUGUCCAUAAUGGGUGGUUCAUCUCUCCCUAGCCCUAUUCUGAUUGGUCCAGACAAGGCCUACCUGAACUCCAAGGUAGUGUUCCAAUGUAGGUCACCUGGGUCUCCUCCACCAAACACAUACGAGCUCCUGAAGGACGGCAACCACCUGGUUGCCACGAGCAACGACCUCCAAGACGACCAAUCGGCUACGUUCUUCCUGAAGAUCUCUGUGACGUCAGAAGGAUCGUACCACUGCAGGGUGACGGCAGGUGGUAACAUGGGCCUCAGUGGAACAGUCCGUCUGCAAGUAGUGAUCCCUGUCUCAGGCACUAUGGUGACCUCUGACCCUGAUCCUCCCAUUCUCUACGAGGGGUUGCGGCUCACUCUCACCUGUGAUGUCACCAAGGGCUCCCACCUCUCCUACACCUGGUUCUACAACAGACAGGAAGUGACAUCAUCUCCAACCUCACCUUUGACCCCGCUUCUGCUUUGGCCGGUGGGGAACACGCUGGUGGUGGAGAGGGUCACAGCAAAGCAUGCUGGGAAUUAUUCGUGCAUUGCCGGGACCAGGAUGCAGACCAACAGCAGGUUCUCCAGCAGCAGAGAGGUCACGGUCAGGGUCAAAGCCUAUCUCUCCGUACCCCAAAUAUCCUUCACCAUCUCCAAAGAGGGUUCGAGUUACCGCGGCAAUGUGACCUGCAGGUCAUCAAGGGGAACCCCUCCCGUGACCUUCUACCUCUUCCUUGACGACAAGGAGGUGGGUUCCGACGUGGCAACGGAGUCGCUGGUUGCCUGGUUCCCCACUGCCAUGGUUCCCGGGCGUGACAUGGGCACGGUGCGGUGUACAGUGGAGAGUGAUGCACAGAGACUGACCAGCAGACCCCUCACUCUGGUAGUGGUCCCAGUAGGAGGCUCACCAAAGGUGGAUGUGGAGUACCUUUACAGGGUUGAUUCCAAGAUGGCCGCCGCUCGUCUCCAAUGCCUCCUGGGCCUCGGGACAUUCCCUUUCUUCUCCUGGUCCCUCAACGGCUCCCUCCUCCUUCACCCCUCCGAGGGAGACUCCUCUCACCCCUCUCACGCCCUCGCGGACGGAGGGCGCACCCUAUUCCUCACCGAGAUCACCCUAGAGGACUCUGGGUAUUAUCGGUGCAGGGCAAGGGACAGUUAUGACGUAACGUCCGCCUGGGUGGAAAGCCAACCUGUCCUUGUGCAGGUCACAGAAGUUGCCACUACAACCAUAGAGGUCAUGGCCAUAGUAUUCUGCUGUUUCCUCAUGCUGACCCUGGCAGGGGGUGUGGCCUGUGUGAUGAGGAUGCUCAACCGCCAACGAGACGUUGUUGCAAGCAGCGAGCAGAGAGCGAGAGCAGCACAUGAAAGACGAUUCAGCGAACAUUUCUGCAUCAAUCCAGAUCCACUUCCUCUGUCUGACAUCACUACAAGGUCAGGGGUCAAGCAAGUGGACACUUCCUGUGUUGACAGUGAUGUUGAGAAUCAGACCCUUGAGAUCACAAUAUAACCGACGUGAUGAAAUAAAACCCCAACCUAAGACCGACGAGUUCCUCACAAAAUAAUCCUUCAAUGUCAUUUUAUCCAACAAACUAUUAUAACGUUUUUUUCAAACACUUCAGCCCAUUUUUCAGAUUGAAGUGUUAUAUUUUCAAAACUCUCACAACAAAAUUCAAAACUCAUAUUGAUUGCAGUACUCGCGGGGGUAAUACACUCGACCACUGCUACUUCCGUGAUCCAUACAAAGCCCUUCCCCGCCACCCCUUCGGCAAAUCCGACCACGGCGCCAUCCUGCUCCUACCGUCUUAUAGGUAGAAACUCAAACAGGAUGUACCAGUGACUAGAACCAUUCAACUCUGGUCUGACCAAUCGGAAUCCAUUCUUCACGAUUGUUUGAUCAUGCAGACUGGGAUAUGCUCCGGUCAGCCUCAGAGAACAACAUCGAUCUAUACGCUGACUCUGUGAGUGAGUUUAUAAGGAAGUGCAUUGGAGAUGUUGUACCCACUGUGCCUAUUAAAACCUUCCCUAACCAGAAACCGUGGAUGGAUGGCGGCAUUCGUGCAAAACUGAAAGCGCAAACCACCACAUUUAACCAUAGAAAGAGGUCUGGGAAUAUGGCUGAAUAUAAACAAUGUAGUUACUCCCUCCGCAAGGCAAUCAAACAAGCGAAAUGCCGGUACAGGGACAAAGAUGAGUUGCAAUUCAAUGGCUCAGACAGAAGACGUGUGUGGCAAGGCCUACAGGAAAUCAUGGACUACAAAAAGAACACCAGCUCUGUCACGGACACCGACGUCAUGCUUCCAGACAAACUGAACACCUUCUUUGCCCGCUUUGAGGAUAUACAGUGCCAACGUUGAGGCCCGCUAUCAAGUACUGAGCCGCCCUUUCCUUCUCUGUGGCCGACGUGAGUAAAACAUUUAAACGUGUUAACACUGCUGGCCCAGAUGGCAUCCUAAGCCGUGUCCUCAGAGCAU
Molecule: messenger RNA, 2702 nt
Organism: Oncorhynchus keta (chum salmon)
Lineage: Eukaryota; Metazoa; Chordata; Actinopteri; Salmoniformes; Salmonidae
Product: Fc receptor-like protein 5
Exons: 10
Coding region: 188-1738 (516 amino acids)
Biological process (GO): cell surface receptor signaling pathway
Molecular function (GO): transmembrane signaling receptor activity
Source: RefSeq, a predicted model, not a curated record